Messenger RNA from Bombyx mandarina (wild silkworm), 3926 nucleotides. RefSeq lists its product as uncharacterized. The record is from RefSeq and is a predicted model, not a curated record. Lineage: Eukaryota; Metazoa; Arthropoda; Insecta; Lepidoptera; Bombycidae. Gene Ontology annotation, molecular function: RNA polymerase II transcription regulatory region sequence-specific DNA binding; zinc ion binding; DNA-binding transcription factor activity, RNA polymerase II-specific. Gene Ontology annotation, biological process: regulation of transcription by RNA polymerase II; embryonic pattern specification; embryo development. Gene Ontology annotation, cellular component: nucleus.
UUUAAGUGGAAAAACUGAUACGCGUUUUCGUAGCGCGCGCCACCCCUCUGGGGCGGGGAGCGCGAGGGGGUCGAGGGGGUCGCGAGGGGCGGACGGGGGCGCGCACUGGCCCCAGUGCCCCCCGGACGCAGUGGCGGCGCGACGCCUCCCUGACGCCUGCACCCGAACAUGCGGCGUUGACCCUGUCUCCCGCCACCCGACAACUACCGCCGUAUACAUGGACAACUCUUGCCUCCUUGACCUCCUCAUCAGGUGCUUCGCUAUGACCGAGCCCGAGGACCUCAACUUCACAGCAUUCACAGACCUAUGUCGGUUGUGCUCGUUGAAGAGCGGUCCGAGGCUCCACAUAUUCGAUAAGGAGUCGGAACAAAGGCAGAUCCUAUUCAAACUCAGGACCUGCUUACCGACUAUGCAGAUAUCGAAAGACGACUUCCUCCCGAAAAAGAUCUGCGAGCGAUGCGUCACAAGACUGGAGCAGCUGUAUGAGUGGAGACAGAGUUGCUUGAAUACGGAUUCUGUACUAAGAAACUAUGCGGAGUCAAUGCGGAUCGUCACUUCUACAAUCAAUUUUCAAGAUGGCACUGUGAAUAUGGAUAAAAUGACGGAAGCUCAGAAAACGGCGUACCUUGAAGCUCACGUGGCUGUCCAACAGCAUAUGGCUCAGGCUGCUGCUGCAGCACGACGCGAACAACAACAGCAGCAGCAGCAGCAGCAACAACAACAGCAGCAACAGCAACAACAACAGCAGCAGCAACAACAACAGCAGCAGCAACAACAACAACAGCAGCAACAACAACAACAACAGCAGCAGCAGCAACAGCAUUACGCCACUAUCAAUUCACCGAUCAAGGUCCCACAAGUUAGCUCAAGUACUGGCGGACCUGACAGUACUUUUACCGUACCUGAUGAUGUUGGUAUGGGCUUCGAAGGAGGAGUUCGGGUAUUGCAAAGCUUGGGUAAUUGGUCACCAGAAGUAACAAAUAAUAUUCCGAGACCUAAUUUAAUACCAUUCACGGAACCGUAUGCAGAAGGAGGCUCUAUGCACCCCGGUACUAGGCUAAAGGUUUUACAAGGGACGACCGUUAGAAAACAUCCCGCUAUUAAAGCGACUAGUUCUACUACUGAAGGAACGAAAGCUUUUGAAUGCACCGUUUGCGGUAAAGGCUUAGCACGCAAAGACAAGCUCACAAUUCAUAUGAGGAUACACACGGGAGAGAAACCUUACGUUUGUGAAGUUUGUAACAAGGCUUUCGCACGUCGGGAUAAACUAGUGCUACAUAUGAAUAAAUUAAAACAUAUAACACCUUCUAACAUUGCUCCUUUGGGGAAAAGAACCAUUACGAUACCACAAAUCAAUAGAACCGAGGAUUCUCAACCAGAGUACUUUGCAGCAUUGAAGUUAGACGAUGUUAAGCCUCAACUACCGAAGCAGGAAGAUACGAAGCCAAGCCAGGCAGAGAUUGCGGCGGUGGCUCAACAACAGCAGCAACAGCAGCAUUCCCAUCAGCAGCCGAUACAGGUGUGCCAGGUACCUGGACACAACUUUACGAACACCAAUUUGGUGCACACGAGUGCCACAACGGCGGCAGUGGCGGCCGCUACGGCUGGAAUGGUGGUCUCGUGGUCCUGUGAGCUUUGCGGCAGACUGUUCGCAACCAGAGACGAAUGGAGUGCACACGCAAAGUCCCAUUUACCUGAUACGAAGUUAUUGCAAGACAAGAUGCAACAGGCAACGCAACAUCAGCAACAAGAAAAGGUUCAUUUAUCGAACCAAGAGAAACUUCAGCUUCUACACCAUCACAAUCAGAACCAGCAGAUACUAAAUAGCCACGGCAUCGCGACAGCGACCGUCUCCACCGCGACCGUCGUCAACGAGACUGGGGGAGGCGGAGGAGGGGGAACUUACUUCACUCACGGUCACACACACUACGCUCCAGAACGAACACAACACACACACGCACACCAUUUAUGUCUCAUGUGUAGACAAGAGUUCGCCGGUAAAGCUGAGUUCAUGUUCCACGUACGCGGCCAUUUUGAAGGUAAAGUGAGUGACAUAGCCGCGGCUGAUGCUUUAGCGAGAUCCCUGGUCGACAAUUCGGGACUGUGUACCUGAGCCGCGCCGGCGCCCAAUAGCGCAUUUCAAUCGGAUGCCUGCGUUAAGGGCGUGUUUCAAGAGGAAUCUGUAAUAUUAAAAUUUUAACACAAACUAACGCCAAAUAAUGUUUAAUACGAGAUAAGAAUUCGAUUUUAAAGGAUCUGGUAUGAAUUUCGAGCUCAUCAUCUCAGCCUGUCUACUGUCCACUGCUGAACCUAGGCCUCUCCAACUGAUGUCCAGUGCGGCCGGUCCGUUGCCACCUGCAUCCAACGUGACCCAGCCAUUUUCGAAUUUCGAGCUGUUUUAUAGUAAUUGUAGCUUGUCUGAGAAUAAAACGAACAAUUAAAAAUGCACCGUAAAGCUAUCGGUUUACGUUUUAUUGUUGAUUAAAUGCCACAACAAAAUUAAAUUAUCUUUCGUAUAUUCUUAGUUGGAAAAAUGUAGGUACUUGUGGAUGGAAUUGAGGUCAUUAACUUUCAUACAACAUGUCACGUAUUAUCAUUUUAUUUGAAUACAUACAACACAAUUUAAAAUUGUAAACCAUAUUAAUUAUACGUAAAAACAAUAGACAAGAAUGUCUUGACCUGAAUUUAUGAAUUAGUUUUGAUAACGCUUUCGUAUUUAUCAACUAAUUAAUAGUGUUAGACGCGCAGACGAGUACACAGUCUACCUAAUGUUAGGAGAUUGCGGGAGCCAAUAGAUAUUACAAAGCGAAUGGAGCUACCGGGAAGCAGGAUAAAUUUAAGAAGGAAAAGAUAAUCGAUAACAAUAUUACUAGAGAUGAACCGGGCAGUCAGUGUAGGAUCCCCUGCAAAUGUAACAGUGAUAUAAAAUUUCGAUACUCCUUUUCUAAAUUAUAUUUUAUAAAAAAAAAAAGUAAUACAAUAUUUUAGUAGUUCAGUAAUGCAUAAUUAAUUAUUACUGCUCAGCUAACAAAUGAGAACAAUAAAUACAUCGAAAUAUUAAGUGCCACAUAAUUGCCAAUUUACUAUUAAAAAAAACGUUUUCAUUGAAUUGACUUCAAAAUUUUACAUUUAAGGUUUUUUUAAUAAAAAAAAAUUGCUUCACAUCACGUAUUACCCCAUAUCAUUUACUGAUAAAUCAAGAUUUUUAUGUCGAAUUAUAAUUGUUUUUUUCUUGAUUCAAUAACAAGCCAUCUUCUUUAAAUGUCGCGUAAUAAUAUUUAUAACAAUUGUUUUUUGUUUUUUUUUGUGCUAGGAAUUAAUGUAAGCUUAUUUUUAUUACGAUCGAUUAAUCUUCUAAUGUAUUCCAUUAUUGUUAAGACACGCCAUAAAUAUGAACCUAACUUGUGACGUAUUGUAAAAUUUAUGUAUCUCACAUUCUAGGAUAGUUUAAUUAAUAUUAAAGUUACACAGAAUCCAAAGGUAGCCGCUUUAUAUUAGAAUUAAAGUGUACAAUUAUUUUCUACAAUACAAUAGAUAGAUAGAAAUAGUUUCUAGUCAAAAGGAUGAGUGAAUCUAGUCUUUUGUAAAGUAAACACGUUUUGUAUUUAGUCUAAAUUUGAAGUUUAGCACGUAAUUAUGUCUCUAAAUAGUUAAUCAUUUUAAUUAGUUUUAUAGGUACAUAAAAUGUACAGACGUGUAUAAAAUAAGAUUAAAAAACCAUAAUUUUUUUUUGUUCUCGUGUUUUAGAUUUAAAUCUGCGAAUCGUAAAAUUGUUUUAUAGCAUGCACUUUCCCUUAGUCGUACCAGCUAAUGAUAAGUUUUUCAAUUUGACAUUUGACGGAUGUUAUUAUUUAUUUAAGGCAGUACCUUACUGAUGGUAGGACUUCUUGUGAGUUCGCACGGGUAGGUACCACCACCCCGCCUAU